ACCUCCGCAUUGGAGUGCGCUGCGUUGUUUUGAGUUCAGUGAAAUGUUAGUUUAUUCCAUGUGUAUCUCUGCUGGAUCCUCUGCACGUUUUCACGCCAUAUCCGAGAGAUCUCUGCUGGAGAUGACGACCAAGACACCAGAUGUCCAGCAGCUGCUUGCGAGUAAAGAGAAAGUUUCUACUGAGCAACAGGCUUACAGCUCUAAUCUAGACCUGAAGGGACAAGAACACCAUCACAUUAAAGUUGAAGAAAACGGUGAGGACCGUAUCAAAGAAGAGGCAGUGGAACAAGAUGUCUGCAACCUGUCCUUUAUUCGUGUUGAAGUGAAGAGGGAGUAUGUGGGCGAGGAGGAGAAGCCUUCACCCAGCAGCUUGACUCAACACAUAAAAACAGAAAAUGAUGGAGAGAACUGUGCAUCAUACCCAGCCAACUACUUGAAUGAACUUAGUCAUUCGAACCACCAGAGGUCACUCACGUCAGACUCUGACACUGAUGACAGUGAAGACUGGACAGAAACCCGUAACUCUCUGCCAGGUUCAAACUCUGUGGAGAAUCCAAAAGAUUGUGUGGAUGAGAAGAAAGACGAUGCCGAUCACAAAUCAUUGAUAUGCUCUGGAUGUGGGAAAAAUUGUUCUUCAAAGGCUGGACUAAUGCGACAUGUAAAAUCAUGCUCUCCUUUGUCUUGUUCAGCUUGUGGAAAAUGUUUUGAAAAGAGACAAAAUCUUGAGAAUCACAUGAGAAGUCACACAGGCGAAAAACCGUUCAGUUGUCCUCAUUGUGAGAAAUGUUUUCCACAAAGAGGCAACCUGAAAGAACACAUCAGGAUUCAUACUGGUGAGAAACCUUUUGGUUGUUCACAGUGUAAUGAACGUUUCAAGUGGCGUGUACAACUGAAAACACACAUGAUUAUUCACACUGGAGUAAUACCAUUUAUCUGCUCUCAAUGUGGUAUGCGGUUUACAAGGAGAGAUCAGUUGGAGACACACAUGAUCACACAUACUGGAGAAAAACCUUUCUGCUGCUCUCAAUGUGGGAAAUGUUUUAUGCACAAAGGCAGCCUGAAGGAACACUUGAAACAUCACAUAGAUGAAAAACCAUUUAACUGCUCUCAUUGUGGUAAAUGUUUCACUGUCAGUGGGAGCUUGAAGGAGCAUAUAAGAAUUCACACAGGUGAAAAACCUUUUGUUUGCUCUCAGUGUGGCAAGUGUUUUACACGACGUGAACAACUCAGAGUACACAUGAGAAUUCACACUGGAGAGGAACCAUUCAGUUGCUCUCAGUGUGGUAAAUGUUUCACACUGAAAGUAAACCUGAAGGAACACAUGAGAAUUCACACAGGUGAAAAACCAUUUGUUUGUGCUCAAUGUGGUAAAUGUUAUACACAAAACCGUAAACUGAAGGACCACAUUAGAAUUCAUACUGGUGACAAACCUUUCAGCUGCACUCAUUGUGGUAAAAGUUUUACACAGAGAAGGAGCCUGACGACCCACAUCAGAAUACACACUGGAGAAAAACCCUUUAGUUGCUCUCAAUGUGAUAAGUGUUUUUUGUCAGGGGAUUAUCUGAAGGCCCACAUGAGAGUUCACACUGGAGAAAACCCCUUCAGCUGCUCUCAGUGUAGUAAGUGUUUUAAGUGGCGAGACCAACUUAAGAAACACAUGAAAACUCACAUUUGUAAUGAAGUUGAUCACAAAAUUAUUUGACUCAUGUAUAAUUUGGAAUAUUUGGGCUUUUCUGAAUAAAAUUGAAUAUUCAGGGAAGACUUUUUUUCUGCCC
This is a messenger RNA of Synchiropus splendidus (mandarinfish), 1775 nucleotides long. Its product is annotated as gastrula zinc finger protein XlCGF26.1-like. Lineage: Eukaryota; Metazoa; Chordata; Actinopteri; Syngnathiformes; Callionymidae. The transcript is spliced from 2 exons. The coding region runs from base 44 to 1702 and encodes 552 amino acids. The record is from RefSeq and is a predicted model, not a curated record.